GCUUGACAGGUGGGGCUGGUUGAGACCUGAUGGGCCCACCCGGCCCCGCAGCCUCCCUGUAAUUGGGAGAAUAUGGGACAAGGAGCUGGAUGAGAUGAAGAGAUCGGGGUCCCACUGCCUGCAGGACAUUGAGGUGGAUGACACCAAUGUGCUCUUGUGGAAGGGGCUCCUGGUGCCGGACAGCCCUCCCUACAACAAAGGCGCGUUCCGGAUCGAGAUCAGCUUCCCCCCUGAGUACCCCUUCAAGCCCCCCAAGAUCACCUUCAAGACCAAGAUCUACCAUCCCAACGUGGAUGAGAAGGGCCAGGUCUGCCUGCCCAUCAUCAGCGCUGAGAACUGGAAGCCCGCCACCAAGACAGACCAAGUGAUCCAGGCCCUGAUCUCUCUGGUGAACAAGCCUGAACCAGACCACCCACUGCGCGCUGACCUGGCCGACGAGUUCACCCAGGACCCCAAGCGCUUCAUGCGCAAUGCUGAGGACCACACUCGCAAGUUCAGUGAGAAGAGACCAGGCGAAUGACACCCCUCUCUACCGCCUCCCGCCAUCCUGCUCUGCUCCCUCCUGCCUAUGCCUACUCCCUCUUGGGCAGGGGCAGGACACCUCCACAUAUGCACUGAGACAGAUGGCAGGAUGCACUCUCUGGAGCUUUGCAGCAUGUCCCUUGCCUUUGACUGGAGGGAAGGGCUGCCCAUGCCUCGACUUCACUGCAGACCCUAUGCCUGGAGAGGAGCCGGGGCCCUACCCCAUGGUGCCCCUCUCCCUGCACCAGUUGACUGUCUGUCCCCUCUUUGCUGAGGACUCCUCUCUUCUUCCCCAGCUCUGAUGGGGACACUGGGGCCUCCCUUCUGGCACCAGAACUUUAAGCCACGAAUCCUCUUUUCCAUGUUGAUUGUUUAGGGUUUAUAUGUGUGGGGCUUUGUGUUUGUCUGUCUGUCUGCUUGGCACUUUAAGAUCUGAGCUGCAGAAAUCUGGGGGUGGUGGAGCAGGCAGCUUUCAUGGCUCAGACUGGCCUCAUAAUUGAGACCUGACAAGACAGGAAGCAAGGAGAACCUGGAGGGACCCACAGCAGGAAGUGACCUUGGGGAGACCUGGGGACUGGGCUCUGAGGAAGGUGGUAUGAAGAGACUGAGGUCAGGCCAGCUGUGCCCACUCUGACAAGGAGAGCAGUGCUGAGCUGGGGAGUUUGGUGGAAGACCUCCAUCUUUUUUUAAACUCUCCUUUUCCUGUAUGGGGUGGGUUUUCCUCAUUGUGAGCACAUGUUAAGUAGCUGUUUAUUUUUGCCAAUAAAAGCAGACCAUGAUCUCCGAGUUCCA
Molecule: messenger RNA, 1314 nt
Organism: Gavialis gangeticus (Gharial)
Lineage: Eukaryota; Metazoa; Chordata; Crocodylia; Gavialidae
Gene: UBE2L6
Product: ubiquitin conjugating enzyme E2 L6
Exons: 4
Coding region: 95-520 (141 amino acids)
Biological process (GO): protein polyubiquitination; ubiquitin-dependent protein catabolic process
Cellular component (GO): nucleus
Molecular function (GO): ubiquitin conjugating enzyme activity
Source: RefSeq, a predicted model, not a curated record